Messenger RNA from Rhopilema esculentum, 3432 nucleotides. RefSeq names its product Na(+)/citrate cotransporter. Gene Ontology annotation, cellular component: plasma membrane. Gene Ontology annotation, biological process: transmembrane transport. Gene Ontology annotation, molecular function: transmembrane transporter activity. The record is from RefSeq and is a predicted model, not a curated record. Lineage: Eukaryota; Metazoa; Cnidaria; Scyphozoa; Rhizostomeae; Rhizostomatidae.
ACAAACUGUGUGCACGACAGAUGACGACAAAAUACCAUCAUUACCUGAUUCUGAUCCACAACAGCGCACCUCCAACAUAGGACAGAAGCUGAAGAGUUUUAUGGGAUCCCAGAGAUUUGCUAAGUGCAAGAGCUUUCUAAGUCGCUCAUUAUGCAACAGUUUACAGCAACAGUGGCAGCUGCUUUGAAAAGGCUUGCAGAAUGGAAGAGGUUUUUGAUAAUCUUCCUGACUCCACUGUUGUUGUGCCCCAUCCCGCUGGUAAUCGAGACAAAGGAAGCUAGAACUGGCUUUGCGAUCCUGUUGAUGGGCGUCUAUUGGUGCACAGAAGUUACUGACUUGGCUGUGACUUCGCUCCUCCCUUUGCUUUUAUUCCCCGUCUUAAAAGUCGUAUCAGCAAAGGAGAUAGCACCAAAAUACUUUGCAGACACAAACAUUCUUCUAUUGGGUGGAUUGCUAAUGGCAGUAGCUAUAGAACGAUGGAAUGUGCAUAAACGUAUUGCUCUCAAAGUGCUUCUUAUUGUAGGUGCUCAGCCAAGAAGGUUAAUGCUUGGCUUUAUGCUGACGACCGCAUUCAUUUCCAUGUGGAUAACUAACACUGCAACGACAGCAAUGAUGACGCCAAUCAUGGAGGCAGUGCUUAAAGAACUCGAUAAAGAAUACCUAGGCGAAUCUGAUGAAGACGAAGAUGAAGGAAAUGACAAUGCAAGUGAUGGCAACCUGGAAAAGGGCGUCGAUAUCAACAUCACAGAUAAAGAGAAAGAAAUAGGAAUAACGAAUGAUGCGGUUGAAUUAAAAGAGCUUGGGCUAAGCGAAGCCCCAUCGAGAAGCUCCAGUACCAGGAAGCUUGUCAUCGAGCCGAUGGAGAAUUUAGAUGAUCCCGUCAAAACAACAGAGCAGAAAGACCCAAAGAAAGAGCGUUACCUCAAAAUGUGCAAAGCCAUGAUGCUCUCAAUUUGCUAUGCUGCUAAUAUUGGAGGGACGGGAACUCUGACGGGGACUGCGCCACAACUAGUUUUGGCAGGACAGUUAAGAAAUGUUUUCAAGAACGGUCCAGGAAUCUCUUUUCUCGACUGGUUUGUUUAUGCGUUCCCAGAAAUGUUGUUUUUCCUGAUAAUAGCAUGGCUCUACUUACAGUUCAUGUUUUUCGGCAUAGGGUGGAAGCACCUCUGCUUUUGCUUUCGUGGCGACAAGCGCAACAAAUCCAAAGGUGCAAAAAUCAAUGCUUUAAUCAAACAGCAAUACCAGGAUCUGGGACCUACUAGUUUUGCAGAAAAGGCUGUCCUUGUACAUUUUCUUUUGUUGGUCCUGUGCUGGAUUCUAAGGGACCCGAAAUUCAUUCCUGGAUGGGGCUCUUUGUUUGAAGUUGGUGGUAAAAGUUAUGUCACAGAUGCGACUGCUGCGAUUUUCAUUGCCUUUUCGAUGUUUCUCUUCCCUUCAGUCCGACCAGAGUUAUUCGGCGGUCCGAGAAGCGCAGAACCCCAUAUCCCACUGCUAGAAUGGAAACCAACGCAGAGAAAAUUCCCCUGGAACAUCAUCCUUCUUCUUGGCAGUGGUUUUGCACUUGCUCAUGCAUGCGAGAAGUCUGGUUUAUCGCUAUGGAUUGGCUGUCAGCUGACUGUUCUGGGUUCCAUUCCCAAUUUUGCCAUCGCACUGUGCAUUAGCGUUCUUAUUACCUUCCUCACAGAAUUCACGUCCAACACAGCAACAGCAACGAUCAUUCUUCCCAUUCUCGCGUCACUGGCCCAAAGUAUCAAUGUGCAUCCGUUUUACCUGAUGAUACCAGCAACAAUCUGCUCUUCUUUUGCGUUCAUGCUGCCAGUGGCAACACCACCGAAUGCUAUUGUCUUUGCAACUGGCAGACUGACAAUCCCGGACAUGAUGAAAGCUGGCUUUGGCAUGAAUAUAAUAGGAAUAAUUGUGGUGACAAUUUCCAUCAACACAUUGGGGUUGGGCUACUAUGGACUAAACAAGUUUCCAGCAUGGGCCUCGUCUGGUGAUUCUACAGAUAAAUGCAAUCCGGGCAAGUCCCUGGUUGGCACUACAAUUGCGACAUUACUAACAACAGCAAAUACAACGAGCCGAAUAUUCUAAGCUCUGUCUUGCAAGACGGACUGAUCAAGAUAUCCCCUACAGGUUUAUUUUAGUAGGUUUAAUAAAGCGAGAAAAAAAAUUAUACAAUCGUACACCGUAUUUCCUCUAACAAGCACCCACUCUAAAAAUCCCCCCCCUCCCUCCGAAAAACUGCCCCCUUCCCUAAACUUAACAUCUGACAUUCUUAAAAAAUUCUUGAUUGAUGAAAUGUCGAAAUAAAGUACGGCGCUUCAGGUUCAAAUGAUUUUAUAUGUAAAUUCAAAAUGCGUGUAUUUUGUUUUUGGUUUUUGGUAGUUCAUUAUUUGAAACGUUUGCUUGUCCACCAUCAAUCAUCAUAGCUUUAAACCUUCCUGGAGAAAAGCCAGCUUGAUGCUUACACUUCCCUAUUGGACUUGCACACAGUUUUUUUAUGACAAACUAACUUAGUGAAAUGAUACAAAAUUUAGCAAGCACCCUCUAAAAGCGCCCCUCCAUACCAUCAAAGAUCUAUUUUAGAGGAAAUACGGUACCUAUCCAUGGUAUUCAUGGCAUGUUUGCUAGCAGCUUUGUAAGUGAAUAUAGCAGAUUAGAUUAAACUAUAACUGAUUAUAGGCCACGGUUUUGAUUCAUGUUUGAAAUAUCAUUGGCUAGAUUUAUGAUAACUAAAUGAAAUAAUUAAAUGAAGUGAUGAAUAGUUUUAUAUUUCAGAAUUAAAGAUAACUUAGUGAUAAUUCAAAAAUAAGCUAACAUCUUGGCCCCCAUUCACGCCGGCUAGUUGUUAAAAGGCCUCACUAUCGAAAAUUAAUGUCUUGAAACUAUUUCGAGAAAUGAAGCGUCUUGUAUGAACAGACUUCGUUAUGACAACAUCACAAAGAUAUUUACGGUCGAUAUUUUGAUUUUCGGAUGUUCUGCUUUAAUUAAAAUAUUCAUGCGAUCAGAUUGGAAUUUAAAAAUUAAUUUAUGAAUCUUGCAGUUGUAUUUUACCCAGGUAUUAAAACCUUCGAUGAAUUUAUUCAAAUGUAAAAAUCUACAAUCUUUACCUAAAAUAGUUGGAGCAUCACAAUAUUCACUUUUAGAGAUUGACAACUCCAGGAUUUUACUUCCUCUCUAAGUCAAAGCUGUUGCUAUAUCCCCCCCCCCCCCUCAUUACAGUAGUGUAUUGAUUUAAAGCAACAUUUUUGUGUUGGAGGGGAAGCAACCUCCAAAAACCGUAGACGUUCCAACAUGCAGAUCAAGUGAAAUUUUUUUUAACAAUUUUGGCAAGGAUUGUAGAGGGCUAUUUCAUUAUUUUUCAAAAAACGGCUAUUUCAUUAUUUUAAAUAUGCAAGCCAGAAUUCCGAAAACAAAUGCAGGGUCACAAAU